AUGGACCAUUUUUGGGGUCUGGUCAACGGCCCCGAAAUCUAUGCCACUCUGCGACCUAAAGCGCCGUAUCAGCCGAACAUGAUGGAACGUUUGGGUAUGUAUUUUAUUUCUUUUUGUCUCAGUUUAGAUAUUGCAGCAGGAUUUUCGGAGGAAUACGUUAAUUCAAGGACGAUUAUAUUAUUUUAGAGGUCAUGAAAUUAAAUUAAUGUUUAGUGCAAGUUGAUGUCAAAUUUUAAUUCAAAAAAGUAUUGUGAAGUUCGCUGAGGUCUUUAUGAAGCAAUAAAGAGUUAAAAGACGAUUAACAAGUAAAUUAAAUUAACUUUUUUGACCAAAGGAUUUUUGCUAUCUGAUGUCUAGUGUAAUAUGCUCAUAAAUUGGAAAUUUUCGAAGAUAGGAUUUCGAAAUUUGGAAACCUUCAAGAAGACCUUUUAGGCAACGUAACUUAUUAUUUUGGCUUGUAAUAAAGUUACAAACAAAAUUAUGUUGCUCUUGCGAAAAGCUAAUAAGAUUUAUGAAAUAUGCUUCUAAAACAUGAGACGGACCCAAAAAUUUAUUGAAGCUGAACUCAAAAGAUUCUUUAUGAUUUGUUACAUCAAAACAAACCCAUUUCCAGGCGGAAUGAUGAUCUACACUUCUCAAUUGACCCGUGCCAUUGGAUGGGUCACGUCUCCAUUCUGGCUCUAUUAUCUUAUUUUCCGCAUGGAGAUGACCACUUCCAGAGCCUUGAAUUGGACGCAUUUUAUUGUUACUUUCCACAGUAUUGCUUAUGGAUUGCGAACGGCGGGCCGUUUGUACAACCCGACUUAUCGGCAGUACUUGGCCUAUUAUUGUAAAGCAAAUGAUCGAGCGGUUGGGGAGAAAAUGCUGGAGCAAUAUGACUUUGAGGUGAGAUGAAGACUUUUUUUUGGUUUUUUACAAGUUUAGAUAGAUUUUAAGAGGUUUUGGAAGAUCGAUUAUAUUACACUUGACAAAAUUUGUCAUAAAUAGGGGUUUGGGGAUGUUUUAAGAAAAUUUAUUUUUUAUAUAGACUCUGAAUAGUCCACUCGUGCUAUUGGAGGCCUAUUUUUAUAAAUUUAAAGAAAUUAUUAUAUUACACUAGGUAUCAAAUUAAAAAAAAAUCUAUAAUUCCUGAAUUUUUUAGUUUUUUGUGCUAUUUAUGACGUUCCAAAGACGACUAGAUCCUUUUUACUUUUAGUUUUGUUCUAAUUUUCGCAUUUUUAAAUAACUUUACCUUCAGAUUACUCCAUCAACCCCAGCCGCAUUUCAAGCCGAAAAAUCCCGCGAUUAUUGGUAUCUCGAGAACAAAGUUGAUCUCCCAGGUGUCCCCGACCACCACUUGCACCAUCUCCGUUUAAUUGCCAAGCUUUGUGUUCACACUUUUGGUCGUCGGAUGCUGUAUCCCGGCUCUGUCGGCAUUCUGAAGACCCUGCUGUCCGAAACCAUCCGUCAGAAUCGUCUACAGCUCAUUCUGGACCUCGGCGGAAAGCGAGAGCAGAUCAAAACGGUGGAUGGAAACAUUAUUGAUACCAUGUUAUUCGAUCGGAGGGGACCUUUUCCAGAGGCGCCGCUGAUUAUUUGCAGCGAUGGAAAUGCCGGUUUUUAUGAGACUGGAAUUGCUAGAACCCCAGUGCAGAUGGAUUUUAGUGUCUUGGGAUGGAAUCCGCCAGGUAAAAUACGAUUUUUUUGUUUUUUUUGGAAGUUUAGAUUUUGGAAAAAAGUGAAGUUUGAAAAAAUAAUGGAUUUUACAAGAAGGGAAUUUUAACCAAAAUUUUGACUCUUUUGACUAAAUGUUUCAAAAGAUGCAAAAACUCCAAAAUUUUUUUUGCACUGUGCGAAAGACGUCAAUCUAAAAACUGCACUGUGCAAAAUUUUUUGGCAGCCUUUUUGUUGCACUGUGCUUUUUUGACAAGGACAGUACUUCUAUGGGGUGCAGAGUUAUAGGUCGAGAUAUGUAUCAAAAAAUCGAAAAAUUUUUCGAUUUUUUAUAAAAACGUAUAAAACGUAUAAAACCUAUAAAACGUAUAAAAAUGGCAAAAUAUUUUUUUUGGUUUGUUAGAGCUUGAUCUUGCUCAUCAAAGCCUUAUCACGGCCCUUUGCGAGACCCCGGAAUCGAACCAACCCCCAAAAGAAUACCGAGCGAACGCUUUAUCCACUCGGCUAACCGAACCACUGGACACCGAUCUUCUUUUCCGAGGGAAGAGAAAGAGGAAAUUUUUGUGGAACUUUCGGUCGAUUUUUCUCGUCGGCCGGGCUUAUUCCGCAGCUGGAAAAUGGCUCUUUUUACCAAAGUUUACUUGCUCUACCCACCUGCACUAGUCAUUUUCCCAAACACUGGGGGAAGUUCAGACCAUUCCCUCGUAAGGUAAACCCUGACAUCUUGACAAGCCUUAAAAAAUAAGGCUUCUCAAGAUGCCAGGGUUUACUUUAGCUCCAAACAAAGCUUUUGAAUUGGUAAGAACUUGGUCAAAAAGGCGUUUGUGUGAUGUUGAAAGAAAAGUUCGGAGGAAUUUUUCGCCCUUACAAACCAAAAUUGGGCAGCUAACUUUUACGUAUUCUGAAUCAGAAAAAUUUUGCGAUUUUUUUGAUACAUGUCUCGACCUGUAACUCCAUACCCCAUAUAAGUACUUUCCUUGUCAAAAAUUUUUUAUUUUUACCUCUAAAAUAGUAUAAAAAUUUUCUUCCAGGAUUCGCCGAGAGCACAGGCACUCCGUAUCCGGAUCAAAUCCUCAACGCAAUGGACGCUGUCAUCCAAUUCGCCCUUUCCAAGGGAUUCCAGCUCGAAAAUAUCAUCCUUUUUGGCUGGUCGAUUGGAGGAUUUCCGACCACAUGGGCCGCCGCGAAUUAUCCACAAGUCCGAGGGCUGAUCCUGGAUGCGACAUUCGACGAUGUAAUGCCACUGGCGCUGACUCAUAUGCCUGCUUUCGCCGAAAAUGUUGUAAAAGUCGCGAUCAGAGAGCAGUUCAACUUAAACGUCGCCGUACAGGUAAAUUUGAGAUUUUUUGGAAAUUUUUUUACAUUUAAAAGAUAGAAUGGGGACUUGAGAAAGUUUUAUCAACAAUAUUGGAUUGAUUGCCUUAGGGAAUAUUCGAUUUUUUGACUGUUUUCCAAAAUUACCGAUAGAUCCCUAUAGUGUAAUUUAAAUGAGCUGGUACGGGUAAAAUAUGAAGUUUUUGGAAUCGUCUUUGACUUUAACUAAUAGAAUAGAGUCUGUAGAAAAAUUACAGCUAUUUUUGCACUUGUGGCCUAAGGGUAUAUUGAUGCUUUGACCAUUUUUACAAAAGUUUGUCAAAGUUUUGGACUUUUUUUAUUUUGAAAUUUUUAGCUCGCAAAAUACGCCGGCCCAGUGAGGAUCAUCCGCCGAUACAACGACGAAGUCAUCACCACCUAUCAAGGUCCGGACAGUAUCAGAAUGCGCCGGGAGAAUCGUGGAAAUCAUCUUUUGGCCAAGUUUUUCCAAGGAAGAUUCCCGGAUUUCGUAACGGAUAAUGAGGACUACAAUGCUGUUCUGGAGUAUGUGAACAGCACUCCACAUGAUCAGAGACGUAUGGUUAGAGAUGCGCUGGUGGUAAGUAGAGGGAAUUUGGAAGGGGAGACAAGUUAUACGAAGAAAAGUUUGAGGGUCUAGAUUAUUGGAAUUGGUCUGCUGUUGACUUGUUAUAGGGAGUAGAUUAGAGAUUGAGUGACUGAGAGGUUUGAGUUUAUUUUAGACUCUUUUUGGAAAGGGUUACAUGUUAUACGAUGAAAACUGUUUAGAAAAUUUGGACAGGUUUUAUCGUAUAAAAUGACUCUUAAUUAAAAAGUUGCAUAAAUGGAAAUUCUGCAACCUAUUUUUUCUUUACUUUGCAUUUUUUGUCACAGGGUGACAUGUUAUACGAUGAAUUUGACCAAAAAUUUCUGAGGCAUGUUUCAUCAUAUAAAAUGUCUUAUAAUUUUAAUUUCAGUCCAUCGAAGACAAAUCCUAUACAGAAGCGGCCAAAGAGCCCAACACUCAACACCACGUCCUACAUUUACUCUCCUACCUCCACUUUUUCGAUGUUCCAUCAAAUCACACCACUCCGCUAAGUCAAAACGAAUUUAACCUCCCAAUCCAAGUGUCUCUAGAGCCCUUCGAUGACUUUAAACGGCUCUGCAGAGAAAGAAUUAACGCAUAA
Messenger RNA from Bursaphelenchus xylophilus (pine wood nematode), 4151 nucleotides. The record is from the annotation of a GenBank genome assembly. NCBI's taxonomy places the organism in Eukaryota, Metazoa, Nematoda, Chromadorea, Rhabditida, Aphelenchoididae.